Salmo salar (Atlantic salmon) is the source of this 985-nucleotide messenger RNA. Its product is annotated as large ribosomal subunit protein bL32m. Gene Ontology annotation, biological process: translation. The record is from RefSeq and is a predicted model, not a curated record. Gene Ontology annotation, molecular function: structural constituent of ribosome. Lineage: Eukaryota; Metazoa; Chordata; Actinopteri; Salmoniformes; Salmonidae. Gene Ontology annotation, cellular component: mitochondrial large ribosomal subunit.
UUACCUGAAUGUGGUGAGUGAGAAACUGUACCCCCUUUCUCCCAUAUUUGCUCAGUAGUGGUGAUAACGCUUUAUACUAAUGACAAGAUGCAAUUGGUUCUUCGGUUGUCGCAGUUAAAUGACGUAUGUGAUUCAAUGACCGUGAGCUGUGUGACAUGAGUGUAAAGACACCACGCAAACCUCUACAAUUAUGAAUUUGUCUGGUUUAGUGUGUUUUUUGAGGCGUUCGUUGUUACAGCUGGAAUGCAGAAUUAUACAGGCUUCAGGACUUGACAGACAGUUUGCCCCAGCUCUAGCUGUCCAUGGCCCCAGCAUCCUCCCACAGCCCCACGAAGAGCAAGAGGCGACCGCGGAGCCCAGCUUCCUGGACAAUGUGUUCUGGAUGGCAGCACCCAAAAAGAGACGCACAAUAGAAAUCAACAGGACUAGAAGACGAGACCCAAGCUUUAUGCUCAAAGUUAAGACCAACAUUGAGCCGUGCGUGGAGUGUGGCCACCUGAAGCAGAAGCAUAUUCUGUGUGGGUUCUGUUAUGAGAAGAUCAGGAAGGAGACAGCGCUGAUCCGAGGUCAGAUUAAAGCCAUGGAGGGCAGGCCUCUCAACACACCAGCGCAGGAGACCCUGGUCCUGUAUGACAGUGAGAGUCCAGGGGAGUCCGACAAAGACAAGAGGAUAGUGGAGAGGAACAGAAAACGACCCUCCUGGUUCAGUAUCUAUUGAGGUAGCAUUUAGUCACACCAGUAAUUAGUAGGUUGCUAAUAUCCCAGUUUCUAUAUUUGAAAGAAAUGCAUUGAUAAAAAAAAAAUCAACAGCAGCAUUGUUUUUUUGUUUUGUUAUCAACACAUGACAGAACCUUCAAAUGUGGUUCAUUUUCUUUGUCUUAUUGCAACAUGGCUACAAUGUCACAUAUUGUACAUCCUCUACAUUUUAGUAGGAACAUGCUAUACCUUUGUUAUUAAUGAGAAUAAAUCUUUAUUUGAAAAAAAA